Molecule: messenger RNA, 1257 nt
Organism: Westerdykella ornata
Lineage: Eukaryota; Fungi; Ascomycota; Dothideomycetes; Pleosporales; Sporormiaceae
Exons: 1
Coding region: 80-1090 (336 amino acids)
Source: RefSeq, a predicted model, not a curated record
CCCCAACACCCUUCAUUCUUUCUCGCCCUUCUUCGGCUUGCAACCACUGCGAACACUUUCUGGUACCAGAAUUGCCGUCAUGGCCGUGUGCAACUUCACCGGGAACGGGGACAUGUACGGCCUCGGUAUACGCCUUGGAUACUAUCUGCAAUGGUUCAGCGCCAUCUUCGCCGCUUGGAUGGCUCGCUCCGAAGUCAAGGGCCUCCGUUUCUCGAUAGAUGUCUUCGUCGCGGCCUCGUUCCUCGCUCUCAUAAUCCUCACGGUCCGUGACGUAAACAGUUUGGAACCCGUCGAAGUCUACAUAGUGCUAUUACUCAUGUUCGGCGCGUAUCUGGCCUUGGUCCCCAUAUACAUUUGGCGAAUGUGCACUGGAUGCGACCCAUUCUGGGAUCCUACAAGAUAUCCAAUCGUCAAUCCGGGGGCACUUGCAGCGAACCUUAGUUUCAUUCUCCUGAUCGGCGUGCUGGUAUACCAAUAUUGGUUCUGGUUUGCACGGGUGCCGAGUCUGGAUAAGAGGAACUGCCAGGAGUACGGUUUCCUGUUCGGUCAAGUGCGCCUGAACAGCAAAGCUUCCGUCGUAGUCAACGCCCUCCUCUAUGCAUUCCUCGGUCUCAUCUGUCUCUACCUCCUAGCUCUCAAAGUCCAAUACAUGCUAGGCGUGGAUCCCGACGACGGACGUAGGAGGAGGUCUAUCAGCAGACGCGACAAAGAUGCACACAUCAACCUUUUGCGGAACAUGGAAGGGUGGGGGAAGCUUCUUGUGGCUGUAAUCAUCAUGCUUGCGACGGAGCUCACGGUACAGUGGAACGAGAUUCAAGGAGUGAACACCCUCGCUGGCGUCGGUCAGACGAUACCGUUUGUCAUCGGUCUCAUGUCCGCGGUGAGGAUCCUUUACGUCUACUUCUACAAGCAGAAUGCCGACGGCGGAGACUUCUAUAGCGGAGCCGACAGUGGACAGUUGAGUAAACGUCAGCUUCCCUAUGUUCGCACCCCUAUAAGACAUCAACGGGUACAUCCUGCCAGAUCGCAUCACAGUGAUCCUGAGGCGCCUCCGCCGGUGCAUGAGCGCGCACACGCGAGGGAUGGAUAAGGGAAAAGUUACAAUACGUAUAUGGGAAAGGCAGGAAUAUUAUGGGUGUGAUAACUUGGGUUGGCCUGAAUAGAAUCCGCUAUGGUUGAGCCCCCUAUCUAUUUACUCGACAGUAACUUACGAAUCUUAGGAGGGUUACUUCACCGCUAUCGGAACUUGAAAAACUG